Sorex araneus (European shrew) is the source of this 2223-nucleotide messenger RNA. Its product is annotated as beta-galactosidase-1-like protein 3. The record is from RefSeq and is a predicted model, not a curated record. Gene Ontology annotation, biological process: carbohydrate metabolic process. Bases 1 to 2223 code for a protein of 740 amino acids. Lineage: Eukaryota; Metazoa; Chordata; Mammalia; Eulipotyphla; Soricidae. The transcript is spliced from 21 exons. Gene Ontology annotation, molecular function: beta-galactosidase activity. Gene Ontology annotation, cellular component: vacuole.
AUGCGUACAGAGCCCUUCAACACGGCCGGUUCCCGGAACCCAAGCUCCAGCUCUCAGCGCAGGCUGUUUGUGGCCGGUCCCUGCCCUGCCUUUGCGCCCGUGGGCGGUGGACAAGUGGUGGAGGAAGUUCAAGCCAGUGAAGAGGCAGGAACUGCUGUGGGCAGCGCAGCCCUGGGUCUGUCCCUGAGGACUUUCAUCUGCGUCCUCUUCCUGCCGUUCAUCUUCUCGGGACUCGCUCCUCGGGCAAAGGACAGCCCGGCCAUGAGGAAGACCCAGGAGAUGACCCUCCAGAGCAGGUUCAACCUGUCUCAGCUGAACCCCCUGGAUCUACGGAAUCGCUCUGUGGGGCUCCAGGCCCAGAAGGACAGCUCUGCCCCCCACUUCACCCUGGAGGGCCAGAGGUUCCUAAUCCUGGGGGGCUCCAUCCACUAUUUUCGGGUGCCCCGGGACUACUGGAGGGACCGCCUGCUGAAACUCAAGGCCUGUGGCUUCAACACCGUGACCACCUACGUGCCCUGGAACCUGCAUGAGCCAGAAAGAGGCGCCUUCAACUUCUCUGGGAACCUGGACCUGCAGGCCUUUGUCCUGAUGGCCGGGGAGAUUGGGCUCUGGGUGAUCCUGCGUCCAGGCCCCUACAUCUGCAGCGAGAUCGACCUCGGGGGCCUGCCCAGCUGGCUCCUGCGGGACCGCCAGAUGAGGCUGAGGAGCACGUACUCGGGCUUCCUGGAAGCUGUGACCGUGUAUUUCAAUGAGCUGAUCCCCAUGCUGGUCCCCCUGCAGUACCGCAGGGGCGGCCCGGUCAUUGCCCUGCAGGUGGAGAACGAGUAUGGCGCCUUCAUGACUGACAACACAUACAUGGCUCACCUGCACCAGGCCCUGGUGGACAGAGGGAUCGUGGAGCUGCUCCUGACCUCAGACAACGAGAACGAUUUCAUCCAAGGCUCCAUCAAAGGCGUGCUGGCCAGCAUCAACAUGCAUAAGCUGUCCAAGGAUCUGUUCCAGAGGGUCAGGAUGCUGCAGCCAGAUAUGCCCAUUUUGGUCAUGGAAUUCUGGGUCGGCUGGUUCGACACCUGGGGGGGCAACCAUGCCACUCGAAACGCCAGAGAUGUUGUAUGUGCUGCAACUGAGUUUCUCAAAUACGGCAUCUCCUUCAAUACAUACAUGUUUCAUGGUGGAACUAACUUUGGGUUCAUGAAUGGGGGUGUGAGCUCCUCUUCACACCAGAGUGUGGUCACCAGCUACGACUAUGACGCGGUGCUGACAGAGGCUGGGGACUACACGGAAAAAUACUACGCUUUCCGGAGACUCUUCAGGACUCUCGGGCUCUCUCUGCCCUCCUUACCUGCGGAGAGUGCUAAGGCCCGGUACCCGCCUGUGAAGCCCUCCCUCUUCCUGUCCCUAUGGGACGUUCUCCCGUACUUGGAAAAGCCAGUCCUGUCCAAGGGCCCCAUCAACAUGGAGAACCUGCCCAUCAACAACGGCAAUGGCCAGGCCUUCGGGUUCACGCUCUAUGAGACGACCAUUUGCUCUGGAGGCUGGCUGGAGGCAGAGGUUCACGAUGUGGCACAGGUUUUUCUGAACCAGACGUACAUUGGUGACUUGCACGAUAGGGCCAAGGAGUUGAUGCUUCCGGACCACAAGGAUUGUCGUCGUCUCAGGAUCCUGGUGGAGAACCAAGGACGAGUCAGUUAUUCCAGGAAAAUUCUAACUGAACGGAAAGGCAUCAUUGGGCCGGUGAAGGUGAAUAAGCGGCCUCUGGUGGGCUUCACCAUCUACUCACUGGAAAUGAAAGAGAGCUUCUUUAACAGGCUCCGGACUGCCACCUGGAUGUCUGUCCCCAAGAAGUAUGUGGGCCCUGCCUUCUACCUGGGAACCUUGCAUGCUGGCUCUUCGCCCAGGGACUCCUUUCUGGACCUUCAGAGCUGGAAUUAUGGAUUCGUGUUCAUCAAUGGACAUAACCUUGGGAGGUAUUGGAAGAUUGGGCCGCAGAAAACACUUUACCUUCCUGGUGCCUGGCUUAAUCCAGAAGACAAUGAGAUCAUACUGUUUGAUAAAAGGGAGAGUGGCUUAGACAUCAGAACAACAGAGAAUCCCAGUCUGGGUAGCAGCUGGGAUGUGCCGAGCCCUGACAGUGUCCACCUGGACCAGGCAGGCACUGAGUACCCCGAGGGCCUGCAGUACCAUCACAUGGAGAUCGAGAGUCACCCUCUGUGUCACCUGUGA